AUGAAUUUUGCGAAAGGGUUGAUUUUUGCUAAUAAAGAUGCGGUGAGACGUGCAUUAACAAUUUACGCCGCAAAGCAUAACAGAAACUUUGUGACUAGUAGGUCGACCACAAGUAGACUGUCUGUGAAAUGCAGCGAUGAAUCAUGCAUGUGGUACGUUGGGGCAGUUGUGAAGCCUGAACUCGGACUAUGGAUGGUCACAUCUUAUAGGGGUCCUCAUAAUUGUAUGCCCCUUGCCACGGCCCUUGAUGGUAGAAUGAUGGAUUGUAAUUUUCUAGCAGAAGAAUUUGUUCCAUUGUUGAAAGAGAAACACACGGCAACAAUUUAUCACCUUAGACAUUUCAUUAAAGGGAAGUAUUAUGGGCAUAUUCUUUCUUACUAUAAGAUAUGGGAUGCGAAACAACGAGGUAUUGUAAAGAUAUUUGGGGGUUGGGAAGAGUCUUACCAAAGGUUGAGAAAGUUAUUGUUUGCAUACUGGGAUCAAGAACCUGGCACCCGUUUCUGGUUUCACACCAUACCCAGGGACGAGUUCGGAUUCAGACAUUGUAAGCCAGUGAUCAGUAUUGAUGGGACCCAUUUGUAUGGUAAAUAUCGAGGGGUGUUGUUGAUUGCAAUGACCACCGAUGCCAACAACAAGGUUUUGCCUCUUGCCUUUGCCGUUGUGGACAAAGAGUCAGGGUCUAGUUGGGGGUGGUUUUUAGAACGCCUCAGGAAUGCACUGGGGGAUGUGAUAGCAGAUAAGGACAUCUGUAUAAUUUCUGACCGACAUAAGGGUAUUCAAAGUGCAAUUGCAAACUGGCCUAGACAUGAUGAUGGACGACAACGAGUAGUUCACAGAUAUUGCCUUCGACAUGUUGCUAGCAACUUCAACACGCAUUUUCAGGACGCCACUUUAAAGUCAUUAGCCUUGAAAGCGGGGUAUGCUACUCAGGAAUCUAAAUUUGAGUUGUACAUGCAACCUAUCAAGGAAGCUGAGAUCGAGGCCCUUAGGAAGAAACGGAGAACCGAGCGGCAGGAAAGUGAACCCGACUCAUCCAUCAUGCCAUACACAUAUCUAAUGAACGAGGAUCUAGACAAGUGGACCCAACUACAUGAUGGUGGAUACCGUUAUGGGGCUAUGACAACCAAUGUCUCGGAGUGCUUCAAUGGAGUACUCAAAGGUGCCCGUGGCCUACCCAUUGCUGCAAUGGUUGAAUUCACUCAUUGCAAACUUGUUGCGUAUUUCCAUGAUCGACACAAAGAAAUUACUCAUGAGCUCUCAAAGGACAAGAUUCAUUGUGGAGGGAUGUGGAUGGUCCAAAGUGGGUGCCUGACCCAAAACUGUUGCGGGGCAAAGGUCGACCUGUGGCGUCUAGGAUACGAAAUGAGAUGGAUGGGGUCCGGCGAGAACCGGGAAGCCGGAGGCCAGAUUCUGACUUGA
Messenger RNA from Quercus robur (English oak), 1419 nucleotides. RefSeq lists its product as uncharacterized. The record is from RefSeq and is a predicted model, not a curated record. The coding region runs from base 1 to 1419 and encodes 472 amino acids. The transcript has 3 exons. Lineage: Eukaryota; Viridiplantae; Streptophyta; Magnoliopsida; Fagales; Fagaceae.